AUGAGCGCCACACCAACGGAUCAAUUAACCAUCAAGACAACCCUUCCAAUAGGAUGGAUCGGUUUAGGCUCUAUGGGACUUGCUAUGGCUAUGAACGUUCAGAAGCAUCUGAAAGCUACAGGCUUGCCAAACUUGCACUACUGGAAUCGCACAAUAUCAAAAGGAGAUAGCCUGAAAGGGAUUGGUGGUUGGCCAUGCGAGCGCAUUACCGAGGUACCCUGGAACUGCGGUGUGACAUUCAUAUCUGUCAGCGAUGAUCAGACGUUGGAAUAUGUUGUCGACGAGGUAGUAACCCUCGGCACCUCUCUGAAUGGUAAAAUCUUUGUAGACACUACCACUGUUCACCCAUCUACCACAACAGCUGUAGCCAACCAGCUCGAACAAUUGGGCGCCUACUACGUUGCUGCUCCUGUUUUCGGUUCCACUCCCGUCGCACAAGCAAGUCAGCUUCUUGUCGCUGUCGCCGGCCAUGAAGGUGCUGUUGCUGCUGUUGAACCGCUUCUGAAGGGCGUCAUAGCGCGUGGAGUCAUCCGCGUCGGCGAAGAUCCAGCGCAAGCAUUGCUGCUGAAAACAACGAGUAACAUGCUAACAGCGGGUAUGAUGUACCUCAUCUCCGAAGCGCACACCCUUGCCGAGAAGUCUGGACUGCCCUCUUCCGUUCUUGAAUCGCUUAUUGAACAGAAUCUGGGCACUUAUGCGCAUGGUGUGUCGAAACGUCUCACCUCUGGCGCGUAUCUGCCGGCUGAUGGGCAGGCGCCGCAGAGUAGUUUGGUACUAGGGAUCAAGGACGUGCAGCACGGUGUCAAUCUGGCCAAGAGCACGGGAAUGAAGCUGGAGGUUGCGGAAAGCUAUGUAAAUGCAGCGAAGAAGGCGAAGGCGUGGAGUGCGGAGAAGGGGAGGGCGUUGGAUAGCAGCAGUGUCUUUGGGGUCAUAAGAGAGAGAGCGGGGCUGCAAUUUGAGAAUGAGGUGGUGAAGGAGAGGGAUGCAAAGAAGAUGAAGAGAACAGAUGAUGAGUGA
This is a messenger RNA of Macroventuria anomochaeta, 1017 nucleotides long. Its product is annotated as NAD(P)-binding protein. Lineage: Eukaryota; Fungi; Ascomycota; Dothideomycetes; Pleosporales; Didymellaceae. The transcript is spliced from 2 exons. The record is from RefSeq and is a predicted model, not a curated record. The coding region runs from base 1 to 1017 and encodes 338 amino acids. Gene Ontology annotation, molecular function: oxidoreductase activity, acting on the CH-OH group of donors, NAD or NADP as acceptor; NADP binding.